Messenger RNA from Ananas comosus (pineapple), 1037 nucleotides. RefSeq lists its product as uncharacterized. The transcript is spliced from 4 exons. The record is from RefSeq and is a predicted model, not a curated record. Lineage: Eukaryota; Viridiplantae; Streptophyta; Magnoliopsida; Poales; Bromeliaceae. The coding region runs from base 122 to 892 and encodes 256 amino acids.
UGCAUAAUACUCCACUCAUGAUCCUUCCCCUGCUCGACCUUUGACAACCUCCUCCACCCUUCCCUUUAGAAAAUCUCCAGGUAGGUAAACCUUUAAUUUGCAAAUUAACUAGCUAGCAAACAUGACCAGCACCACAAAGCUCAGCGUGAAGCUCCUAGUCGACACCAAAGCCAACAAAGUGCUUUUUGCCGAAGCCGGAAAAGACGUGGUCGACUUCUUAUUCAGCCUCCUCGUGCUUCCGGUAGGGACCAUUAUAAAGCUCAUAACAAAGGAAUCCAUGGUCGGAAGCGUCGCAAACAUACGUCAAAGCUUAGAGAGCCUCGACAGUACCUACUUGCUCUCCGGCCGAGCCAAGGUCGACCUCCUCAACCCGAAGGUGUCGGUCCCUUCGCUCUCAGAAAAUGGCACACUCCUCUUGCCUACUUGUGCAUCGUCGUCAUCGAUGGGUAUGAAUAAAAGGUACUAUCGGUGUUCCUGUAAUUAUAACUCCUCUUGCCACAACUAUGUUACGGAUGUUAGUGGGACUAGAUGCCCUGGAUGCAAUAAUAACAUGACAAAACAGCUGCAAUAUGUUGAGCCCAACUCGAGCGGAACGGUACAGGCCGUGGAUACUGCAAAUGGUUUAGGAGUUGUGAAGGGGGUGCUUACGUACACCAUAAUGGAUGAUCUCACCAUCAGACCCAUGUCAACUAUAUCAAGCAUCACUCUGCUUAAUACCUGUCAUGUCAAGGACUUGAGCGUGCUCCAGGAGAUGACCGUGAAGCUCGGCAUCGAAGAGGGUUUGCGGCUACUGAAGGCAUCUCUGCAGUCUAAGACUGUUCUCACUGACGUUUUCCUCGCGAAGAGGGGCUGCACGAGUGAGAGGGUCGAUCUAGAAUGGCCUGAUUAUUGAUUGUUAGGUUCUUUUUUGGUGGUUAAUAAUGCAGGGUUUUGCUCCGGCUUCUUUUGUGUCCAUAGACAUGCUCACUAUAUAUAUAUAUAUAUAUAUAUAUAUAUAUAUAUAUAUAUAUAUAUAUAUAUAUAUAUAUAUAUAUAUA